Molecule: messenger RNA, 123 nt
Organism: Racocetra persica
Lineage: Eukaryota; Fungi; Glomeromycota; Glomeromycetes; Diversisporales; Gigasporaceae
Source: the annotation of a GenBank genome assembly
UUUGUUGAUCUAGUCGACUUUGAUUUUGUAGAUUUAGUCAACUUUGAUUUUGUCAGUUUAGCUUUACUAAUACGAUACUAUUUACUAUUGCAUGCAGAGCAAAAUGAAAAUUUGAAAUUUUCU